AAAUAGGAAUGUAUUGAUCUUUUUGAAAUGGAUUAAAAAGCCAACCAAAUUAGGCUAGGAAGAAAAAGAAAAAGGAGCGAACACAGUGAAGAGAGAGAAAGUGAGUGAGAGAGAGAGAGAGCCGUGUGAUUCUAGAAAACUGUUUGAUUCGUAAACUCAGGGAUUCGCGUGGAGAUUGAAAAUCUCGCCGGCGAAUCUUUCUCGCAAUAUCGCCGGGGAGUUGACCGGUGAUUUUGAUCGGAGACAGCCGAAGAUUUUUGGUUCGAGGUGAAUAGAAGUAAAUAAGGAUGGUCAAUGCAAUGGUGGAAAGAGCAACGAGCGACAUGCUCAUAGGUCCUGAUUGGGCUAUGAAUCUCGAGAUCUGCGAUAUUUGCAAUCACGAUCCCGCGCAAGCCAAAGAUGUGGUGAAAGGAAUAAAAAGGCGUCUUGGUAGUAAGAAUCCCAAAGUCCAACUUCUUGCUCUUACACUGUUGGAAACAAUUGUGAAGAAUUGUGGGGAUAUUGUCCAUAUGCAUGUUGCUGAGAAAGAUCUCCUUCAUGAGAUGGUGAAAAUUGUAAAAAAGAAGCAACCCGACUUGCAUGUCAAGGAAAAAGUAUUAAUUUUGAUAGACACAUGGCAAGAAGCAUUUGGAGGACCAAGGGCAAGAUACCCACAAUUUUAUGGAGCAUACCAGGAGUUGCUGCGCAUUGGAGCUGUAUUCCCUCAGAGAUCUGAGAGAUCAGCCCCAGUGUUCACACCCCCCCAAACACAUCCACUGGCUUCAUACCCACAGAAUCUACGGAAUCCUGAAUCCGGACAGGAAGCAGCUGAGUCUUCUGCAGAGGCUGAAUAUCCAACCUUGAGCUUGACAGAGAUCCAGAAUGCACGUGGUAUCAUGGAUGUCCUUGCUGAAAUGCUGAGUGCAUUAGAUCCGGAAAACAAAGAGGGACUGAAACAAGAGGUGAUUGUUGAUUUGGUGGAACAAUGUCGUACCUACAAGCAAAGAGUGGUACACCUUGUAAACUCGACUACGGAUGAAUCACUGCUUUGUCAAGGGCUAGCGCUGAAUGAUGAAUUGCAGCGUGUAUUGGCCAAACAUGAAGCUAUUGCUGCAGGAACUUCUGUUAAAGUGGAAAAACCAAAAUCUGAUUCAGUUCAAUNAAAAACCCAGUCAAUAUGCUUGAUUUUCAUUAGAUGUGAACCAAUUUUGUCAUCUAAGUCACUUGGUGUGCUUUUCAGAUCUACUUCAAGUACUAGCUUAGGGACACAGUUGCUUCUUCCAGCUCCUCCAUCAGCUAGCAGUCCAUCAACAACAGCAAAUGUUGGCCCGAAAAUUGAUCUUCUGAGUGGAGAUGACUUUAGCUUGCCUACGGCUGCGGAUGCACUGGCUCUUGUUCCUGUUGGUGGAGAACCUCAGCCUGCAAGUCCUGUUUCACAGCAGAAUGCCCUUGCUCUUGUUGACAUGUUUUCACCACCCAGCAACUCACAAUCUCUAUAUUCAGUUGGGCAGACGCAUCCUUCAUCCCCUCAGUUUCAACAACAGAGUUUCAAUCCUACCCAGCCAUCUUUGUACCCAAAUGGAAGUGCCCCUGUAACAACCUAUACACAAGGCUCUAAUGCGGCGUGGAACGGACAGAUAUCACAGCAACAGCAGUCAUCUUCUCCGGUUUAUGGUGGUCAAAGCAGUAGUUCUUUUCCACCACCUCCAUGGGAAGCUGAGGCAGCUGAGAAUGGCCAAAUGGUAGGGAAUCCUCAUGCUCAACCAAUGCAAAAUAAUCAGUUGUUGCCAGGUAGUCCACAUGCUCUACCAAUGCACAACAAUCAGCUAAUGGCUGGUAGUCCAAAUGCUUUAUCAAUGCAAAAUAAUCAGCUGGUGGCAGCUAACAGCCAGCAAUUAGCUGGUGGUUCAUAUGCCCAUGGUAUGUAUGCACAUCAGAUCACUGGUGGACACCCCGCCAUGCUGAACCAGACUAUGCAAAGCAAUCAGAUGGUAGGCUUGUCACCUCAACCAAUGCAAGGUGGGCAAUUGAUGGGUAUGUUUCCACAACAAAUGCCAUCUGGGCAGAUGGGUUAUAUGUAUUCUCAGCAAAUGUAUGGCAACCAAAUGGCUGGUUAUGGCUACGGUUAUGCCCAACCACAGAACACUCAAUUUCUUAACCAGAGAAUGUCUGGGCUCUCCGUGAGGGAUGAUGGCGUCCUAAAUAAUUCGUCCUAUCCAGUUUCAACUCCUUCAUAUGUACCAUCUGGAAAGCCCUCAAAGCCGGAAGACAAACUAUUUGGGGAUCUUGUUGACAUUUCAAAGUUCAAGUCAUCCAAAACUACUCCUGGCAGAGCUGGGAGCAUGUGAAAGUGACUGGUUUCUGCACUGUUUAUUUUUCCUUCGAUAUAGUUCUCACUUCUAUUUAGUGAUCAAAGCUUCUGUUGUUUGUUCUGAUUUUUUCCCUUAACACUUGAUUUUCACAGAUUGGUCCUUUUAGUCCAUACUCAUUUUAUUGUUCUUCAUGAGAGUUUGUACAUUUCUUGUAGAGAGUAAAACCAAGAUCACAAAGAAAGAAAGUCGACGAACCUCCUUUUUACCAGCUUGAAUAUGUAUAGAAUGCCUUUAUUUAUGUUUUUUUUUGCA
Messenger RNA from Nicotiana tabacum (common tobacco), 2603 nucleotides. Lineage: Eukaryota; Viridiplantae; Streptophyta; Magnoliopsida; Solanales; Solanaceae. The record is from RefSeq and is a predicted model, not a curated record.